GGGGCCCCGGUGGCAGUGCAGUGGCAGUUGGCAUCCCAGCUCCAUCUGUGAAUCCAAGAACAGGGACACCACCCCCAUCACCCCGGUGGUGCCAGGGCCAGCCGAGCAAGGAUGGGGGCCUCAGGGUCCCGCUCCCCAUUCGGGGUCUGGUCCCACUCCUCACUCCAGUUCUUCAACCAGCCCCCACAGAAGGCAAAAACACGCCAGAGAGGACCAGCUUUCUGGAGCAGCUCGGGGAAAAUCAGCUUGCCCCAGAAACAGCAGGUUUCCAUGCCCAGGAAGAAGAAGUACAGACUAUGCCCCUCUCCCCCCAAAUUCCUUGGCAUAACCAGCUGGGCACAAUUACUUGCCAUUUUCUUAGCGGCGGUCGCUCUGAGUUUGUUCUUCGUGCUGAUGAGUUACCUUAACACUUAUAUCCAGAAGGCUGAGACAUUAAAUGACCAAACUUUGCAGAUGAGGACCAGGGAGAAAAGGUUGAAUGAUGCUAUCAAACUGUUGGCAGGAGACCAGGGUCAGCAUUGUAUACUCUGUCGCAACCACACCUGGCUGCAACGGGCAGGGACCUGCUACAGACGGACGGAUGUCUUGAUGCCCUGGGGAAUGUGCAUGGAGAAAUGCAAGAGCCGGGGAGGCAGCCUGCUCAUGGCAGACACGGAAGGGGAAAUGGAAUUCCUGCUCCGGGAGUCCCGCAAAUGGGUCACCAUGGUUGAUCAUAAACACGUCCCACAGAAGAUCUGGAUCGGUUUGUCCUUCAACCUGUCUCAGAAGACCUGGUAUUGGGCAGAUGGAGAACUCAUGCACAUCCGGAUACCCAUCCAUAUAAAGAUGCCUUGUUUCCCCACUGAAUGUUGCGUGGCGAUUAGCAACGGAAAAGCAAUCAGCAACAUCUGCAGCGAGGAGAUCAGCUGUCUGUGCAAGAAAGUUGUGCUUUGAAACCGUCCACGGGCACCCCCAAAAUGUCCUCCCCCACCCCCAUUUUGCAAUAAAGGUUCCCCUCCCAAAAGGGUACCUCCCAAAAAGGUAACCCAGUUUGACCUUGGGAAACGCCUCUGUGGACGAAAAUGCCCAAAAGAUACCGCUGCUUCUUCAAAGAAAUGAAACGCCUGUAUCAAAUGCUUCCCAUCCCUUCGAUUUUCGUUCUUUUAUGCGGUUGUUUUAUAUCUCCCGAAUGCUGGUUUGUUUUUUUUUCCCACUCUUGCAGCGUCUGAGAAAUUUAAAAUAUUUCACGGUGA
Pantherophis guttatus is the source of this 1232-nucleotide messenger RNA. RefSeq lists its product as uncharacterized. Lineage: Eukaryota; Metazoa; Chordata; Lepidosauria; Squamata; Colubridae. The record is from RefSeq and is a predicted model, not a curated record.